CUCAAAGGGAACAGAGAAGAAAGAGACUUCUCAUUCACCUCAUACCUUUUGCCAUCUUUCUCUCUAUCUCUUCCUCUAUCUCACUCUUUGCAACUGUUUUUCUCCUCUCACCAAGAACAAAAAUUUAUUAAGCUAAGAAAGAAGAAUUUUUUUUUUUUAGAAUAAAUAAGAUUAUACCCCCUUUUCCUCCCCAAAUAUCUAUCAAGAUUAUAUUCUCAGACUGAUUCACAGUUCUCUCUUGUCUGUCAUGGAGCUUUUCCCUUCACAACCUGACUUGAACUUGAAUAUCAGCAGAAGAAGAGAAGAACAAGAUGAUAAAGAACAAGAACAAGUCGAAAGGAGAUUAGUGUACCAGAGUCAAGCCUCAGAUUCAGUCAGAAACGCUUCUGGCCAUCUCAUCGACACUGUCAAAUUCACUUCAAACUAUGAACCCACCAAGUUUUAUCAUUAUCAAGAACACAACGAAUCUCAAGAUCAAGAUUCGAGGUCGAUUUUGAUGGUGAGCCAAAAUCAAACCCUUGGCCACUACUACUACUCUCCGACUCCUCCUUUCUUCUUCAGUGAAGUCAACGGUCAACACGCAAACCCUAAUUAUAGUUAUAAGCUUCACCACGGUCAUCGCCGUCAAGCUCAGCCGCAGCCACAGAGAUGCACGGCGAAACGAGGAGUAAGGGCUCCGAGGAUGCGGUGGACGACGACCCUUCAUGCCCAUUUCGUUCGUGCUGUUCAAUUAUUGGGUGGUCAUGAAAGAGCAACUCCAAAAUCAGUACUUGAACUGAUGGAUGUGCAAGACCUCACAUUGGCUCAUGUUAAGUCUCAUCUACAGAUGUACCGGACCAUUAAAUCUACUGAGAAGCCUACAACAUCACCAGGGCAGUCGGAUACUUGUGAGAAUGGAUCACAAGUAAAGAGUGAGAGACAAGCCAGAGAUCUCCAAGGUCUAUGGAAUAACUCCUCAAGUGAAGCUCGGCUCCAUUUAAAGGCAAAUGCAUCAGGUCUAGACGUUUCAUCCAAUAAGAAAGUGGAUCAAAGAUGUGAAAGCUAUGAACUAUUGUCGUCGGAUUCGUCAAGCCUCACAUGGACAAGACCAGAGACUGAAACUCCCAAUCUCGAUUUCACUUUAGCUACACCAAACCUUCCUCCCUGAUUCACUUUAUUUAUACGAUAAAACAAAAGAAAUGUUAGUCUGGUACAAAUAUAUAUAAAUCUCAAACUCUCAAAGUGUUUUGCUAAAAAUUUGGUGCAACUUUUAAAGUUAUGCUUGAGUUAUCAAAAAAUAUGAAAUAAAGUUUAUUUUUCGAGUAAAUAUAUUUGUUCUUUGAGUGUAGCUACUCCUCUGAGGUGUGGUCUCUUCUUAUGGGUGGACUAUUACAAACUUCUUUUACUUCGAAAUGGUCUGAGCUAUUAGUUUUAAUCAUGGAUAACAGCCGUGAUUUUCUCACAAA
Brassica oleracea var. oleracea is the source of this 1445-nucleotide messenger RNA. RefSeq names its product probable transcription factor KAN3. Gene Ontology annotation, biological process: abaxial cell fate specification; regulation of DNA-templated transcription. The coding region runs from base 248 to 1147 and encodes 299 amino acids. The record is from RefSeq and is a predicted model, not a curated record. Gene Ontology annotation, cellular component: nucleus. Gene Ontology annotation, molecular function: transcription cis-regulatory region binding. Lineage: Eukaryota; Viridiplantae; Streptophyta; Magnoliopsida; Brassicales; Brassicaceae. The transcript has 6 exons.